This is a messenger RNA of Protopterus annectens (West African lungfish), 3807 nucleotides long. RefSeq names its product inturned planar cell polarity protein (gene INTU). The transcript has 16 exons. Gene Ontology annotation, cellular component: cilium; cytoplasm. NCBI's taxonomy places the organism in Eukaryota, Metazoa, Chordata, Ceratodontiformes, Protopteridae. Gene Ontology annotation, molecular function: protein binding. Gene Ontology annotation, biological process: cilium assembly; vesicle-mediated transport; nervous system development. The coding region runs from base 295 to 3168 and encodes 957 amino acids. The record is from RefSeq and is a predicted model, not a curated record.
CCAAUUUCAGCACUGGAAGGUGCAGUAAAAAGUAGGGGUCUCCGCUCCCCCUCCCCGGUCAUCGUCGUACUACCGGCGGGAGGAGGAGGGAGGGAGCCCUAUGCAUUUAGAUGUACAGUUUUAAAGAUUUUUGACUGCCACUAUAUGCUACUCAUUUCAUGGAGGGGCGGAUGGCAUAGUCGCAUCCUUCUGAGGAUAGUCUGGCUCGAGUAAUUAUUCCGAGAAAAGGGGAAGUAAAACACGGGAUGACUUAUAAAGAUCCGCGCACCUUUCGAUUGAGUUGGAAUAAGGAGGAUGUUUAAAGUCGGCAGGUACAGCAUUCCCAGACCUGUCACUAGGAACUUGGAAGAUAUUGAUUCAGUCCAAAGUAUCCUCCUCCACAGUGACUUUGAACCAGAAUGGCUGGAUGAUGUACAAAAAAAUGGAGAGCUUUUCUACCUGGAGCUGAGUGAAGGGGAAGAAGAGGCCUUGAUGCAAUCCAACGUACCUCAGGUACCUGUGGUGAAUCAUGUCCGGUUCAGUGACCAGGAAGCUGAGGUAAUUUCAAAUGCUGGGCACAGAGAGAUGGGGAAGCAUGAGCAAAGGGUGAAGAGACUUACUAAGAUUCUGAAAAAGAAAAGAAUUUCCAGGAAGCAUAAUGACAGUUUGAGAAAUAGCCACUGUAAUGGCCAUGCAGGUAGUCAGUCUUCUGCACCUGCUUCAAUAUUAAAGCAUCAGCCUAAUCCGAGAAGGGGAAUUACAGUCCAGCAAAAGUUCAAGGAUGUUUGGCUGUACUUGAAUCCUCAAAAAUCGUCUAAUCUUGGUACAGAGGACCAGUUCAGGCUCUUGAAGGCAGUAGUUGGUAUUGUUUAUCUGCCAUUAUGGAGUUCUGAAGGGGCAAACAAAUCGGCAAAUCAGCAUGAGCUUUCUAAAGCUACCAAAGGGGCUAGGCUUGUGGUCCAUGGUUUAACUCCAGGCAGUUCUGCAGUCAGAUGUGGAAAGAUCUUGAUUGGUGAUGUCCUUAUUGCUGUAAAUGAUGUUGAUGUUUCUUCAGAGAACAUAGAAAGAGUACUUUCUUGCAUUCCAGGCCCUAUGCAGGUGAAGCUGACAUUUGAGAACUCCAUGUUUGAUAAAGUAUCCCCAUCACAACUGAACAGUAAGCCAUCAGUGACAAGUCUGGACAACCUGGUCAGACUUCUUUGGGGAGGUGAUGGUAAUAAUGAGCCAUGCUUAGGUGUCAACAGUUGCCCAUUAAUUGUUAUGUAUCUCUCUCUGAAAAUCGACUCAGAGGCUUUGAAGGAAGAGCAAGAAAUCAUUUACCAGUAUCCAGUCUCUGAGGCAUCACACAAACUAAAGGCUGUCAGAGGAAUUUUUCUAACAUUGUAUGACAUGCUAGAAAAUGUUACAGGAGGACAGGUUAUCAGCUCUUCACUUUUUCUGAGUGGGAAGCUGGUUCAUGUGGGCUACUGGAAAGAGUCUUCCAAUCUGUUAAUUAUAGGGCUUCCUGCAGAAAGGGUCCCUUUAGCACAGCUAAGGACGAUGAUUGCAGAUGUUGUCAAAACUCUUACAUUUAUGUACAGCUCCCUAGACAGUGCAUUCUGUUCUUUGGAUAACGUGCUUCAGCUGGAUUAUUUUUUCAACUUGUUCUUCCAACGUGCAGUCUAUCCUGCUAAACUGAGUUCAAGUGACAUUCCCAGCUGCCAGCAUUAUGACUGCUCCAGUGCUGUGUUUUUAGAUAGCCUUCCUGGUGUACGAUGGUUGACACUGCAGCAGGAGAUUAAAAUGGAGAUUGAUAUAACUUUAAGUGGCUUGGAAGCUGGGGACUUUGCAGAAAUGUCAGAAGAUUACUAUGACAUGAGACGGCUGUAUAUGAUACUGGGCUCUUGUCUCUUCUACAAGGGUUACCUUCUUAGUAGUCACCUGCCAAAAGAUGAUCUCCUCGACAUUGUGUUGUAUUGUCGGCAUUAUUGCUUGUUGUCUCUUGGUGCACAGCCACGCAUUGUUCAAAUGGUAAUAUGGCGUGAGGUUUUUCCAUUCCAUCAUAUUUCAACAAAAAAGGAGACUGCUGCAGAUGGAUACCAUGAACCAGAAGCAAGAUAUUUCAUUUUGAUUGUUGGUCUGAAACAUUUCAUGCUGUGUGUUUUGCUAGAAGCUGGAGGCUGCACUUCUAAAGCUGUUGGAAAUCCUGGUCCAGACUGCAUAUAUGUAGAUCAAGCAAAGGCAACGUUAAUCCAACUGGAAGGAAUUGACUCCACUAUAGAGGAGAGGCUGGCAGCACCUCCUAUACCAUGUCUGUCUUGUGCUGAUUGGUUCCUCCCUUCAUCACGUGACAAAGUGGAUAGUAGUUCAGGCUCACCGAUCUUCAGUAAAACACACAGUUCUCCUAAGUCUGCAUCAUCUCCAACAAGCAAGAGAGCCCUUUUUGGUGACUCCUUAAGGACACGAAAAGCAAGUCCUCCAAGGAAUAGUGGAGGAACUGAUAAUGUUAGUGAAGGACUCACGGAAAGGGGGUCUCACAACACUAGCCUCAGCCCUCACUCAACACCCGAUUCAAUCCGAAAGCAUGGACGACGAGAAUCUCAGGGCUCUGGAGGUUCUGAUGGCAGUGGAGGAAGUGGAAGCUUAUUUAAGACUAACAAGAAAAAAACUAGUCUUCCUAACCUUUUUAAUUUAGUAACUUCGAAAAAGAAUCUUUCAGAGAAGGAGACUGAAGAAAUGUUCCAUGCUAUCAAAUUAACUUCAGGUCCUGAAAAUACUCUGUUUCACUACAUUUCUAUGGAGACAAUACAAGGGAUCUUAAUCACUCCAACACAUAGGGAAGUGGCACAGCUCAGCGGCUCUAUUCAUCCACAGUUAAUCAAGAAUUUUCAUCGAUGUUGCCUUUCAAUUCGUUCCGUCUUCCACAGUGUCUUAAAUAAUGAGGCAAUCAUCAGUGGUGUACCGUAUGAUUCAGGGUUGCAGAACAGCAGUUCAAAUCUUGGUCUAGUGAAAGAGCACGGAAUCCUUUUUGAGUGUAGUCCUGAAAACUGGACUGACCAGAAGAAACCUCCUCCAACAAUGACGUACUGGGUUGUUGGGAGGCUGCUAAGAGAUCCGCACCCUCAGGAAUUUUAUGUGUGCUUCCAUGAUUCAGUUACAGAAAUUGCAGUAGAAAUGGCCUUUCGACUUUCAUUUGGAUUAGUCAUGUAAAAAGAAAAGAAAAAAGUGUAUUUAUGGAUGUACAGCCGGACUGUACAGUUUUAGAAGUAUUUUGGUCGUAACAUUUAAGAGCACCUAGAGUGAUAUAUUUUUGAAAUGAAAAUGUUCUUCAAAACUAAAUUCUUUCAGGGUACUUUAUCUAGUAUGCAUUUUCAUUUUUGAUAAAUUGUCCUAUUUAAAGUACACAAUAUUGAAAUGUAUUUAGAACAUGCCAUUUUUUGAAAUUUCCAGAGAAACUACACAUUUCUUUUGAAAAAACAAUGUAAUAUAUUACAGAAUCAAACAUUUUCUUGGAACUUCUGAAGAUACAUUAUUUAUAUUUUAGUAUUUAUACAAUGUUAAAUACUGUCUGUACAUGCAUUCUUUUUGUAAAAUAUACAGAUUUUGUUUAAUGAUUAUUUUUGUUUAAAUGUGAUCUGUUAAAUUGCCAGCUGAUGUUGAGCUGUACAGUAUUUAUAAUUAAAAGUGAAUUACUACAUAUACUUUGAUAAAAUGAUUUUCUUCCUGUAAUUAUUGUGUGUGGAAGGAUUCCAAGGAAAAAGACAAUUAGCUUAAAUGGGUCUUAAGCUAAAAACAUAAAUUGUGGAAUAUUUUUGACAUGCCUAGUGAAUAAAUCCCUGUUUUGUUAUA